CACAGGUAGCUUAUAAAAGACAAGUAGUGAAGAGUUUCAGACAGCAUAGACGAGCAAACGCUCAUACACACCCAGAGAGAAGAAACUGAAGCAGGACCAUUAGAAGACUGAUUUCUCGCUGUGCCACAGGUAGAUAUGGUCAAGGGAUUGAGGAUGUUGUGCCCACCUUGGCUCUUGGUUUUGGCUGUGCUGUGUGCGGGUGGAUCUGACGUUAGAGCUCAGUGCUGGGAAAGCACUCAUUGCCGGGACCUCAGCACUGAGGAAAGCAUUUUGGAAUGCAUCCAGCUCUGCAGGUCUGAUCUCACAGAUGAAAGUCCCAUAUAUCCAGGAGAAAGCCAUUUGCAGCCUCCUUCUGAGUCAGAGCAAAACGAGAUCCUUGUACCGCUAUCCCCCCUUACAUUCACCCCCACCCUGGAACAAAGGGCCCCUGAGUCCAGCCCCCGGCACGAGCACAAGCGCUCUUACUCCAUGGAGCAUUUCCGUUGGGGCAAGCCAGUGGGACGCAAGCGCCGGCCCAUUAAGGUCUACACCAACGGCGUGGAGGAGGAAUCUGCAGAGACCCUCCCAGCUGAGAUGAGGCGUGAGCUGGCCACCAACGAGAUCGACUACCCCCUGGAAGAGAACAUCUCUAACCAGCAGGAGAAAAAGGAUGGGUCCUACAAAAUGAACCAUUUCCGCUGGAGCAGCCCGCCCGCCAGCAAGCGCUACGGAGGAUUUAUGAAAUCCUGGGAUGAGCGCAGUCAGAAACCCCUUCUCACGCUCUUCAAAAACGUCAUCAAUAAAGACCACCAGAAGAAGGACCAGUGAGGGGAUGUAGGGAUUGUAGAGAAUGGUUUUAAUAUACCCAAAUACAUUUCUUCCUAGUAAGCUUCUAGAUCAUAAAAGAAAAGGAGGUGAGAUUUUUAGAGUUUAUUUGCAUUGUAAUCAACAAUAAAUUCUGAAUACUGUACAUAGAAAUGCUGUGGUGAUUAAAUACCUGUUAGGCUAAGGAAAUCAUUUUUAUCUUAUUUAUUGAAAUGUACUAUACUGUAAAUUUUGAAAAUGCGAUACAUAAAAUGAUUCU
Molecule: messenger RNA, 1063 nt
Organism: Triplophysa rosa
Lineage: Eukaryota; Metazoa; Chordata; Actinopteri; Cypriniformes; Nemacheilidae
Gene: pomca
Product: proopiomelanocortin a
Exons: 3
Coding region: 136-807 (223 amino acids)
Biological process (GO): neuropeptide signaling pathway
Cellular component (GO): extracellular region
Molecular function (GO): neuropeptide hormone activity
Source: RefSeq, a predicted model, not a curated record